AAAAAUUUUCCAACACACACUCACAAAAUAUUUGGAAUAAUUUUAUUUUAAAGAAGCAUUUUAUGCUCACCAAUGCUGCAUUUAUUUGAUGAAAAUCAGUUAGUAAACAGAGUUAAAUGUGAAAUAUUAUUGCAAUUUAAAAUAACUUUUUUUCUAUGUGAAUAUAUAUUAAAAUCUAAUUUAUUAUUGUGAUGCAAAGCUGAAUUUUCAGCAUGAUUACUCCAGUCUUCAGUGUCACAUGAUCCUUCAGAAAUCAUUCAUGCCGAUGUGCUGCUCAAGAAACAUUUUUGUGCUGAUUAAAAUUUGUAACGUUAUAUGUUCAAAAGUUGUGUUGCAAUGUUUUUUUCUUCAAAUAAAUCAAUACUUUGUUCAACAAAUAAAUGAAUCAAAAGUGACAGUAAAGACAUAAUAUUAUGCAAAAUUCAAAUAAAUGCAGUUCUUAAAAAAAAAAAAAAAAUCUAAAAAAAAAAGCACAUUAGAAAGAUUUCUGAAUGAUCUAUUGUGAUUGGUUCAUAAUAUAAAUUAGCUAAAUAAUUUAGCCUAUAACCUAUACAGUAAAAUACAGCGUAAACCAGUUGGCAAACAAAGCAUAAUUACAGUCAAAAUAAAUUGAAACAAAAAGAAAACAAAUUUAACAAAGCGUAAACGCUGUAAAAAUAUCAACACCUUCUUUCCAAGUCCUUGUUGUUUAGAUAACUGUUGCAGAUCAGAUGAAAAGCUGUAGCGAGGCAGAGCUCAGUGCUUCGGCAAAGCGAAUCCUCCACUGAGUGACAGUAUCAGGGUGAUUUUUGGUGUUGUGGUGAUGUGAUUGCCUCAUCUGCCCUAGCGCUGAGAAAAGUAACAGAUAACACGUGACUACGCCGCUCGCAGCGUUUUAAUGAUUUGAGCCACGGUUUAGAAGCUCGUUUGUACCUGAAUAAGCACACUGAUAAAGCUAAACAGUCAUUUCACCGAAAUACGCAGUGUAUCAGAAAACGCCAGGGCACCUAAAAGCGCCGCCCAUCGCCACUGUACCCGCUACUACAGCUCCUAGCUGUUUGUCAGGAGCCGCGUCAGGAACGCUUUGUAAACUGAACGCCAAGCUGCGUUCACACAUGCGCAGAGAGGAAUGACAGUGCAGAACGGGCGUGGUUUGAAUCUAAUCUAAAAAUCCCAUACAAUAACAACAGCCAAACCGUUCCAAUAUCAACAACAAUCGUAAAUUACAAUAAACACUACGCGAGUGACAGCGGCGGACCGAGCAUGUCUGUACACGUUAACUUGGAGAGGAGUGUUUUGUGCGGUUUGAAGUCUGAGGCAGAAGAGGACAGCACAGAGAGCAUGGACAAUGACAGCAUGAUGAGAUCCAGAGGCCCCAGUCCCCUCAGUGACAGUAUGAUGUCUGAGGCGAAUGAUGAAGUUCUUAUUAAUGAAGUUACACAUGAAAUACCACAUGAUUCACACGAGGCAGAGAGUGUCAUUUCAACUGAGAUAUACGGAGCUGAUUUGCAAAGAACUCUGGGAGAGAUUCUUGCAUACUGUCAGGUUACAUAUGGAGCUAUUCUUAAACUUGACGAGAAGUUUGAGAUGCUCCAGGCAAAAGUAGCAAGCAUCCAGACCAGUCAUCAGAAUCCAGCUGUCCACUCUCAGAGGACAUAUUUGUCAUCCAGCUACAGAGAGAGCUGCCAGGGCAAGUCUGAAAGCUUCAUCAGUUCUGAGGCGUCUAUGCCCCACCUCGUUCAUAUUUCCUCUACAUCUCCUCUUCCAUCUGUGGAGAGCAGGAAACCUCCCACGCUCUCCCCCGGACCAGAGGUGCCCAGCCCUCCUCGACUUGUUAUCCAGAGCCAGUCCCACAUCUCGGUUAAGGCCACAGUGCCAAGCCACACAACACAAGAGUCUUUCAGCAGGAAUAAAAUGAGUCUAAUGCAGCAUCUUGAGAGAGCGAAGAGACCAGCUGAAGUAAGCUCAGAGAUCAGUGACGCAGCUUCAUCUGCAGAUCUGCUGAAGACCAGUUGUCUGGGCAGCUCUGACAGGAAGGUGUUCCUUUCAAACUGUAUCCUACAGAGGGCUGGUAAAAUGGCACGACCCAGUGCGGCCGUGCGGUACCUGUCAAGAAACAUCUUCACAGCGGAGGAACUCUCUCAAAGCAGCACCACUGGAAACACAAAGAGACGCCUAAAGAGACUCGACCCAAACAAGAUCAAUGCCAUCAGAGAGUGGGCAGUAAAAAGAUAUCCAAAAUUUGACCUUCGGGAGAAAGGCAAAGACUGGAAAAUGUGUCUAUCUGUAAUCAACUCAACGGCCCGCUACUAUCGGUUCAUGGACAAGACACGGAAGCUGAAGGUGAAGGAAAAGGCAAGACUUGAGAACACAACAGAAUCAGUACCUACAGCUGUUACAUGUACAGCAGCUGCAGAGAUUGAUGUUGAACUGUCUGACAGCGACACGGAGCAGAAACAGCCGGAAAUGCUGAUAAGCCACAUCACAGAAGAUAUUGACACGCCCACUGACUGGGAAUCCAACAGCGUGUAUCUUGGCCCCCCUCAUCGGGAUGUGAAGGUUCCUGAGUUUGCCUUAUCCGCAGCACAUCUGCGAACACGUCCUGAGCUCAUCGCUCGAUACCUCAUUAAGUUUAUUUUCCCAGAGGACGUGCUGGUACGCAGUAACGUGUAUGGUGGGGUCCGGCGCGGCAUUCAAGCUCUCGACCACAACAAGAUCUCUGCGCUCCGAGAGCACCUGUUGGAGCGUUUUCCCUGGAUGAAGCUGGAGGAAGAUGGAAGCGACUGGAAGGUUUGCGUUGGCGCAAUAAACAGUACCAUCCGCAAGUUUCGAUAUGAGCGCAAGAUGGGCAUAAAGAGAGGGAUACGCUAGCACUGAGUAUCCAAACAAAAACUGCCCAAUGACUUUUGUCAUUGUAGACAGUGACUUUUUGUUUUAAUAAAUGCUGUCUGUAGCAGUUUCUAGUUGUUUUUGUAGAAUGUGUGACUAGUGUUUAAUUUAUAAUUUAUACUGCUUCAUACUUUGAUAAUAUUUAUAAUUUUCAAUGGGAAGUCUGAAAAAACUUUAUUUGGCAAUAUAAAAUGUACAUUAAUAUAUAGAUGUUUAAACAAAAAUGGUUAAUAUAUGAAUUUAUUACAGAACAAAAGAAUUGUUAAUAUAUUACAUUCAAAACCCUUCUUU
Molecule: messenger RNA, 3159 nt
Organism: Labeo rohita (rohu)
Lineage: Eukaryota; Metazoa; Chordata; Actinopteri; Cypriniformes; Cyprinidae
Exons: 11
Coding region: 1243-2850 (535 amino acids)
Molecular function (GO): DNA binding
Source: RefSeq, a predicted model, not a curated record